Molecule: messenger RNA, 2959 nt
Organism: Ostrea edulis (European flat oyster)
Lineage: Eukaryota; Metazoa; Mollusca; Bivalvia; Ostreida; Ostreidae
Exons: 6
Coding region: 791-2782 (663 amino acids)
Source: RefSeq, a predicted model, not a curated record
AUUACACAUUGAAGACAGCAUUUAGCACGUUUUAUGGUCGUUAUAACGAUCUGGUUCGUCAAUACAACCUAUCAUUGGGUCAAAUGCUGUCUGACGCGUUUCAUACCGAUUGUUAAGCCGUUCUUGGCACACUGAUUUUGACUGCGGAUAACUCCGUUUACCUGAACAGGAUAUAGGGCUCACGCCGGGUGUGACCGCAAUCGAGACUGUUGAAACCCCUCUUCCAUCAACUUGUUUGUCAGUAGCUCUCCUCGAUUUAAAAACUGACCAUAAGCAGAACAAGCUAUAACGUAUCGAAAUCAGUUGAGAAAUAUAAACAUCAUAUGCAGGUGAUAAAGGAAUAUUGCUACAUAAAUAUUGGAAAUUAACGAUGAAGAAGCUGAAUUAAUCUUGUCUAUCAUAAAGUGGAGUUGUUAAUUUGCCGUUAAUAUCUAUUUUCAAUAAAAUAUCCAAGUAUGAAGCAGAAGUGGACGACUCUGUGGUGUCUUUUAUUUCAAGUUCACAGGGAUAUAUCGAAUCGACAUAUAAAUGAACAUUAUUAUUGUUAAUAGAUAAAACGUCGCCGAUAUAUCUAAAUGUCGCAUUGAAGGCCACAGCAGGGAUUUUGUCUUCUCACGUAGAAGGUUUUGAAUAAUUUCUGCUUCAUAUUAAUAUAAAGACAGGUCAGCUCACAAAGGAGCAUGAUUCGUGCCCAUGGGAAUUCCAACAGACUAUUGGAAGACCUGAUCACCAAAGAUGAUGAAGAUAUUGUCAAUGAAGAACUCCAGUAACUUCGAAAAAGCAACUGUCUAUGAUGUCGACAAUUCUAGUCUUGAAUUUACCUGUAACUACGGGGUCACCCACAACACCACAGGAGGCAUCAGCAAUGUCCGUAACUGGACCCAGCAGCGACGGAGGAGGGGGUACAGCUGGAGUGGCUGUAGUUGGUACAUUGGUGGUUAUAAUUCUACUAGUGAUUGUCGUCCUGGGCAUACUACUCCUAUACCGCCGCAACAAAUUACCAGAGAGGAUGCAAAGUUUUAUAACAGAGAGAAUAGGAGAUACAAGGAUAUUGUGUUGUCAAAGUGAAGAGAGCCAUAUUGUUGAUCCUGAAGUUGCAGCUCCAAUGAUUGUUAGUACAACUGACCAAGAAGGAUAUAAAGGCAGUACAACAAAGAUACAUAAACUCUUAAGAUAUGUACACCAUAUUUUGAAAAAAGAACUUGAAGUGUGUGACUUGAAGGAACAACUUAUCAUAUAUUCAGCAUCCUUGAAGGAACAUUUUAACCCAACUUUGUUAAAUGAUCUGAACAAUGUAAAACAUGUUGAGGAUUAUGAUCAAUUAGACAUGAAGGUCGUGUUUGCCUUGCUGAUGAAUUUGUGUAGCAACAUUAAGCCCCCAGCAACAGGUUGGGGUUACAAGCCUCGUGAUGACGAUUUCUCUACUGGAGCUGACCUUGAGAGGAUUCGCACGAUAUGGAAUGAGUAUUGUGACAAUCACUGUAAUAAUCAACAGCUUAAUUAUGUGUAUGGAAGAAUGUUAGAGAAAUAUGGAGAAAAUCCCACUGAAGCAAAAUUGGCAAAUCCAGAUGAAGAUGAAUUCAAGGACAUUAAAAUUAAAAUUGAUGCUGUUCGUUUGAAGAGAGAUUGCAAUGUUGAAGAUGGAGUUGUUGUGACAGAGAAUAUAAAGUCAGCUCUGACACUGUUGGAGACCUCAGAUGUCAUCAUUUGUAGAGGCGCCAUUGGUUGUGGUAAAACAACUGCAAUGAGGUACAUACAGGAAAAGUACGAGGACAAAGGAUGGCGAUCAGUUUGGUUUGAGGAGUAUAUUAACGAAGAUGACCUGAGGGAAAAUGAAAUUCAGGAUACGUUGCUCUGUUGUGACAAUCUGUUUGGAACAUUCAACUGGUAUGUUUUUUCAUCCGAAUCUGUAACCAGUUUUGAAGAUGUUAUAAAAAGCAAGAGAGAAAGAUACAAAGAACACCUUAAAGUUGUAUUAGGUAUACAUCAGCAUGUCUAUGAUAAAGUCAUGAAAUUCAGUAGACCACAAAUUUUUGAAAACAAAAAAUCAGUGGUUGAGAUGGAUGCACUCCGUGAAGCAGAACUGUUAUUAAUUUGGAAAGAAUUGAAAAAGGAGGGUCACUGUGUCCGUGAUCCAAGCUGUUACUUCAAAAGCAUUGAAUUCUCCUCCGUGUCCACAAAACUGUCUCUAAACCAAGGAAGUGUUGGGAAGCCAUUCUUACUUUCUAUGUAUACUCAGCACCAUGCUCUGUUCGCUAAUGACGACUUCACGAAGUCUCCAGUAACAACGCUAGUGGAUAAGUUUAAGAGAAUUCGUGAGGAGAAUAAGGAACUUUUCUAUUCUCUUGUUUACAUUAUGUAUGUAAGUGUGCACAAAAAAGAUGAAGAGAUCCUGGACUGGGCAGGUUCCAUUGAAUCAAGAUUAACAAAGAGUAGUAUAGAAAAAUGCGCUGAAAAGUUUCCUGGGUAUCUCUCUGAGGAUGAUAAUACUUUGGAACUUAAACACGAACUGCUAAAUAUAGCACUUUUUAGGGCGUGUUUUGGGAUUGAAGAAAUGUUAUGUUCACUUGUUUACCACUGUAACAAGGAAACAGUUCUUCAGCUAACAAGAAUCAAAGAAGAAUGUGACACUGAUUUUGUCAAUUGUUUGCCGUCCUCUGACACUGACGAUAAGGUGAAGGUAGAAUUGUUGAAAAAGAUUGCAGAUGCUAAAGGUGUUAAAUUCAAUAAACCAACACAUCUCCGAAGAAAAUGUGGAAAAGUUCUUACACAGAAAAGAUGAAAGACAAUAAAUGCAUGUAUGUGGCUUUUUCUUAGAUUGGUAUGGACGACACAACUCAAUGCUCACCAAUUUCCUCGCUUCUGGAUUGUGAAAAAGUUAUCUUGAGGAGGAAUUCUUGUCAUUCAGACAUAUUAGUUAAUUAAGAUGUGCUACAUGUAUAUAAAUGAUGAAACCACA